Amborella trichopoda is the source of this 6831-nucleotide messenger RNA. RefSeq names its product Tetratricopeptide repeat (TPR)-like superfamily protein. The record is from RefSeq and is a predicted model, not a curated record. Gene Ontology annotation, molecular function: protein binding. Gene Ontology annotation, cellular component: cytoplasm. Gene Ontology annotation, biological process: organelle organization. NCBI's taxonomy places the organism in Eukaryota, Viridiplantae, Streptophyta, Magnoliopsida, Amborellales, Amborellaceae.
UUCUAGAGAGAGAAAGGGAGAUGUGAUAUAGGGCACGGGAUUUGGCAGGAACUGAAGAAUCAAAGAAAAAACUCAAAUCUUCUUUCGACGACGAACGAGAGGCCUGAAAUCUCUCAGCCUCACGUUCUAUGUAAGGAGCACCUUAUCCUAUCCUUAAAAAACCUUAUUAUCAUCUCCUUUUCAGACUCCCCUCAAUCUCUUUCUCUCUCUUCCCCCUAUCUCUCAUCCUUUUAAGCGUUUCCCUUCUCCUUCACUAUAAAUGAAACACCGCUCUUCUUUUACAUCUCUCAGAGGAACCUUUUCCCCUCCGAUUCUUUCCUCAAAUUCCAAGAAAUAAGCGAUUCAAGGACCAGAUUGUACUUUAAUUCCCUCCUUGUCCAAGUUUUUUUGUGCCAUUGUUUCUUGAUUCAAUAAGAAAUAAGCUUUAGCAUUGCAAAGUAGGCCAGAUUUGGAUCGAAAAAAGAGGGAUGAAGUUCCAUUUCUGUUUCAGAGAUGAAGAUGCUCUUAUUAGCUGAAUUUCUACUGUUUUUUAUCAAUUUUUCGAAGAAAUAAGCGGUUCCUGCAUUGUCGAGACUUCGUUUUGAGGAUUGGAUGAAUAAAUCGAUGAUUGAUGUUAAUUUGAGCUCAAAUUUUUGGAGAAGAGUUCGUUUUUUUUAGCAGCUGCCGUAUCAAUCCGGUCGAGCUAUCUUCUCGCAUCGACAUAGAUUAAUCCGAAGCUCGAAUCUACCAAAGGAUUUAGCAGAUUGCUAAAUUUGACAAUAAACGCAAAAGGCCUCAAAGUACAGAGGUUAAAAGAGGGACAGGAAGAGAGAGAGAGAGAGAGAGAGAGAGAGAGAGAGAGUUUUCAUGGCUCCAAAAACAGGAAAAGCAAAGCAACACAAAACAAAAGGAGAGAAAAAGAAGAAGGAAGAGAAGAUCUUGCCUACUGUUCUGGACAUCACUGUCAAUACACCUGAUGAUACUCACGUUACACUAAAGGGAAUCUCGACGGAUAGGAUUCUAGAUGUUCGUAAAUUGUUGGCUGUGAAUGUAGAGGCAUGCCAUCUCACCAAUUACUCUCUAUCUCAUGAGGUGCGAGGUUCCAGGUUGAAAGACUCAGUGGAUAUCAUCUCCCUCAAGCCCUGCGUUCUCACCAUUGUUGAAGAGGACUACACAGAGGAGCUAGCAAUUGCCCAUAUCAGAAGGCUCCUUGACAUUGUUGCUUGCACCACCUCCUUUGGCUCUUCUGCUAAAAAUCACAGUGACCCAAGAAACCAUGGAACCCAAAAGGAAGCCAUGGCCAAUGGUAUCAGUGCCCACAACAACAGCAAGAAUUCCAAAGGGGUUCCGGAGGAGAAUGAUGGUCCCCAAGAGAAUGGGGAGGUGGGUGCAAGGCCCAAACUAGGGGGCAAAAAAGAAAAUUGCAGCAAUGGGAAGGGGAAACCAGAGGCUUCCAUGGCUUUGGCUUCUGCCACUGAGGCCACUGAGAAAGGAGACUUCUCUACAAUGUGCCCUCCUCCGAAGCUUGGGCAGUUUUAUGAGUUCUUCUCCUUCUCUCACCUCACCCCACCGCUUCAGUUCCUUAGGAAAUCAACACGUCCAUUUGUUGAGGAUAAACGGGAAGAUGAUUUUUUCCAAUUUGAUGUCAAGAUUUGCAGCGGGAAACUAGUAAACAUUGUAGCUUCACGUAAUGGUUUUUACCCAGCAGGAAAGAAGCCCCUUGAGGUUCACUCCCUGGCAGGUCUAUUGCAACAAAUAAGCAGGGCUUUUGACUCAGCUUACAAGUCUCUUAUGAAAGCCUUUGUUGAACAUAAUAAGUUUGGGAACCUUCCUUAUGGAUACAGAGCCAACACAUGGGUUGUCCCUCCGAUGGUUGCUGAUGCUCCAUCAGUGUUCCCUCCAUUACCAGUAGAGGAUGAAACCUGGGGUGGCAAUGGAGGUGGACUGGGAAGAGAUGGACAGCACAAUUUAAGGCAAUGGUCUAGGGAGUUUUCAAUUCUAGCCACUAUGCCUUGCAAAACUGUAGAGGAGAGGCAAAUCAGGGAUCGGAAGGCAUUCCUUCUUCAUAGUCUCUUUGUAGAUGUUUCAGUCUUUAAUGCUGUUGCAGCAAUCCAAAAAGUCAUUGAUAGUAAAAAAAGCUUGCAUAAAUCUGAAAUUGGUCUUCCCAACUCGAUUUUGCAUGAGGAAAAAAUUGGUGAUUUAUGCAUAACAGUGUCAAAAGAUGUACCUGAUGCCAGUACAAAGUUGGAAGCAAAAAUUGAUGGAAGCCAAGCUCCAGGUAUGUCAGCAAAGGAGCUUGCACAAAGGAAUUUGCUUAAGGGGAUCACUGCAGAUGAGAGUGCGACUGUUCAUGAUACUGCUACUUUAGGUGUUGUAGUUAUUAGACACUGUGGAUACACUGCCGUCGUGAAAGUUCCUGUUGCUAGUGACAAGGAAUCAAGUCCUUUAACUCAGGAAAUUGACAUUGAAGAUCAGCCAGAAGGGGGUGCAAAUGCCUUGAAUGUCAAUAGCCUGAGAAUGCUUCUGCAUAAACAAUCUGGUGGAGCUCCACGCUCACGUGGUGCAGAAAAUGAAGACAUACCUGCUAGGUCCUUAGUUCGAAAUGUUCUAGGAGAGAGCUUGGCAAAAUUAUGGGGAGAAUGCAAUAAACAAGAAAAUCGUAUCAGAUGGGAGCUUGGAGCAUGUUGGGUGCAACAUUUACAAAACCGGCCCUCAGGGAAAACUGAACCGAAAAAAACAGAGUCCAAGCAAAGUGAAGAAACUAAGACUGAACCCAUUGUUAAGGGUCUUGGGAAGCAACUUGGGUUGUUGAAGGAGAUCAAAAAGAAGGCAGAUAACAAGAUCACCAAAAAUGAUUCAAUGAAGGAAACUUCAAAAGAGAAUGGCCUGGAUUCUGAAAAGAAGCAGGCUUCGGGAGCUUCUGAUCCUGAGGAGUUAGAGAAGCAAGAAGCUGAAAAGGGAUCACUGUUGAGACAGCUGCUUCCUGAAACGGCAUUUUCACGUCUAAAGGAAUCUGAAACUGGUCUACAUCUCAAGUCACCUGAGGAGCUAAUCGAGAUGGCACAGAAAUACUACACCGAUGUUGCCUUACCCAAGCUGGUAUCAGAUUUUGGUUCCCUUGAAUUGUCUCCAGUGGAUGGACGUACCUUAACAGAUUUUAUGCAUACAAGGGGUCUACAGAUGUGUUCAUUGGGACGUGUGGUCGAGCUUGCCGAAAAGUUACCUCACGUACAAUCUCUUUGUAUACAUGAGAUGAUUGUUCGAGCCUUUAAGCAUAUAUUACAGGCAGUUGUCACCGCAGUAGAAACAACAGAAGAUUUGGCAGGAGCAGUGUCUGCCUGUUUGAAUGUGUUGCUUGGAACUCCACCAGCUAAAUGCCAUGACCAGGAUUUAGCAAAUGAUGAUAAACUGAAGUGGGAGUGGGUAGAAACCUUCCUAUUGAAGAGAUAUGGGUGGAAAUUUAAGAGUGACAGUUGCAGUGAUAUGAGAAAGUUUGCGGUCCUCCGGGGUCUUUGCCAUAAGGUUGGGCUUGAAUUAGUUCCUAGAGAUUAUAAUAUGGAUACACCACACCCUUUCACAAAGUCGGAUAUCAUCAGUAUGGUCCCUGUAUAUAAACAUGUUCCAUGCUCAUCUGCGGAUGGGCGCACCCUGCUGGAAUCAUCAAAGACUUCAUUGGAUAAAGGAAAAUUGGAGGAUGCUGUAAACUAUGGAACUAAAGCUUUAGCGAAACUGGUGGCAGUAUGUGGUCCGUAUCACAGAAUGACAGCUGGCGCAUACAGUCUCUUGGCUGUCGUGCUGUACCAUACUGGGGAUUUCAACCAGGCAACCAUAUAUCAACAAAAGGCUUUGGAUAUAAAUGAGAGAGAGCUUGGUCUCGACCAUCCUGAUACAAUGAAGAGUUACGGGGAUUUGGCUGUUUUCUAUUAUCGCCUCCAGCAUACCGAACUGGCUUUAAAGUAUGUCAAUCGCGCAUUGUAUCUUUUGCAUCUGACAUGUGGUCCCUCACAUCCAAACACUGCUGCAACUUAUAUCAAUGUUGCGAUGAUGGAAGAAGGCCUGGGAAACAUCCAUGUUGCCCUUAGAUACCUACAUGAAGCUCUAAAGUGCAACCAGAGACUGCUUGGAGCCGACCAUAUUCAGACUGCAGCCAGUUAUCAUGCCAUUGCCAUUGCUCUUUCUUUAAUGGAAGCCUACUCAUUAAGUGUCCAGCACGAGCAGACCACACUACAGAUACUGCAAGCCAAACUUGGAAGUGAAGAUCUCCGCACACAGGACGCUGCUGCAUGGCUGGAGUACUUUGAGUCCAAGGCUUUGGAGCAGCAAGAAGCUGCUCGUAAUGGUACACCAAAGCCAGAUGUGACUAUUGCCAGCAAAGGUCAUCUCAGUGUGUCAGACCUUCUUGAUUAUAUCAACCCUGAUUCGGAUCUAAAAGUUCGAGAGAGCCAAAAAAGGGCUCGAAUGAAGAUUAAAGGAAGACCAGGCCAAAACCCUUGGGAUACAGGCAUUGACGACUACCAAAACGAUGAAGUUCCAUCUCCAACAUAUGUCAAUAACAACCAUUACAAUGGACAGGAAAACAAUGCAGAAGCUGCACCCAUCAGUGGACUAGUAGCAAACCCUAAUCCUAAGGAAGAAAAGCUCAUCACAACUGUUGACGACAAUCAUAUAUUGAACCCUGAUAAUACAUUGGAGGAUGUCACAUCCGAUGAAGGAUGGCAAGAAGCUGUUCCAAAGGGACGAUAUCUUGGAAGCCGUAAGCCUGGUCCUAGGAGGCCAACCUUAGCACGACUGAAUUUGAACCAAAUCAAUAGCGCGGAAUCUGCACGAUAUAGAGUAGGAACCAAUGGAAGCGCAAAUGGGAAGAUUCCAACAGCAGGAGGGAAACCCGUGUUUCCCUCUCAAAGGGUUUCCCCUAAUGAAGCUUACCCAACUAGUAGGAAGUCAGUUAAGACUCCAGGCUUUAGCCCAAAACCAAUAUCUCCUAAUAUGGAAAAUGCUGUGGAUUCACCAGCCAUUGCUACAACAGCUACACCUUCAGGGUCUCAGACUACGAAGCCAGCUCCUAAUCUUGCAAGCCCUAAUCUUUCAAGCCCAACCAUCAGUGUCCAUUCCCCUGGUAAGCCCCUAUCCUAUAAAGAUGUAGCCCUAGCACCCCCAGGAACAAUAGUAAAGGCAGUCGUAGAGCAAUUAAAGGAGAGCGCCUCGACAGAGGAUAAUCAGAAAAAUGAGGAGAGAAAAGAGAUUGAAGUGGACCUCAAUUUGGGGAAAGAAGGAAAUGCCAGUAAUGAACAAAAGGAAAUCCCUGUAGAAGAACAGGAACCAAAAAAUUCACCUAUCGAAGGAAAUGAUGUGGUUCCUAAUCAGAUAGAAUUGAAUGAAUCAAAAGAAGAAGUUAGUGAUGAGAGUCUGGUUAUUGAGCCUGAAGGGUCUGAUUCAUGCAAAGAGGCAAAUACCACUUCUGAAUCUGAGUUAUCAGAGGGGGGGACUCUUGACAGGGAUUGCCCAUCUUCUCCCACAGAGCCUCAAUCCAUGGAAAUACAGGAAAACGGAACUAAAGAUACUGUUGAGAACAACAAUCCGUCUCCACGAGAAGACGAAAAAAGUGAGGAAACUUUGAAAGAGACUAACAAGAAACUCUCUGCUGCUGCCCCACCAUUCAAUCCUGGUGCUUCUCCCUCUAUUAUCCCAGUUUUUGGGGGGUCUAUCUCUAUGCCAGGGUUCAAAGAUCAUGGUGGAAUUUUACCUCGUCCAGUUAGUGUUCCUCCAAUGCCUGUUAGUCCAGUUAGGAAACCCCCUCACCAAUCGGCUACAACCAGGGUGCCAUAUGGGCCCCGUCUAUCUGGUUAUAACAGGCCACACAACCGGGGACCAAGAGCCAAGCCCAAUUUGCCAAAUGAUGAGCAUGCCAUUGAUGGGAGCUGCGUUAGUCUGCCACCACGAAUCAUGAAUCCUAAUGCUGCUGAGUUUGUACCAGGAAAAGCCUGGCAACCCCAUAGUCCCCCCAUUUCCCCAACACCUAUUUCUCCCAGUGUUUGGUCAUCAGAAAUCCAUUGUGAAGGGAAUGACAAAGAGAGCACAAAUGUUGAAAAUUCUCUGGCUGAUGUGAGAGAAGAGAAUGGUCAGCAUGAACAGGUCAUAGCAACCAAAGAGACCAACGAGGUCGAGAAUUCUUCAGUGGAAAUGACAGAAGUCUUUGAUCCAGUACGUGGCCAAGCGGUUCAGUCUGAGUCCAAACAGUCUGUUGCCCCCACAAAGUGUUGGGGUGACUACAGUGAUGGUGAAGCUGAGAUUAUUGAGUGUAAGAGUUGAAAUAUUCGAGAAACGCUGAGGAAUAGAGUGGAAUCCUGUAAGGCAUGGCUUUUUACCCAUUCUUGAAGAGGAGAGAGAGUGACAUGAGAACCAAGUAGUAAUUGAGUAAGAAGUUUUUGCUGUGUAAUCAACGCCAGAAAAUGCAGAAUGAAAGCUUCUGGCUUGGAGUGAAACCAUUUAAUAAAAUGGGUCAGGGAAUGUUGUUUAACUCUAUUUGUUGGGGAAAUGAAGAUCUGAACACUGCUGAUAAUUAGCGGAAUCCACAGUCAAAACAAGUUAAGGAAUGUGGGAAUUCUGUAGUGAAGUUAGAAAGCUUGUCUGAGCAUCCUUUUUUUAUUUUGUCAAACUCGAAGGUUUUUGUUUGUGCGUACUCACUAUGUGCUUUUUCACUAUGUGCUUUUGUUUUCUAUGAUCCCAUGAGUAUCAGCUAGUUGAGAGUACAUAUGUAUUAGCUGAUGAGCAUAUUGUGAAUUUUUACGUUGAUUCUAUUUGGGGACGUGAUCAAUAUUUUUGUGCAAUCAGAAUCUAUACUAUUGACUAUCU